This is a messenger RNA of Uloborus diversus, 2753 nucleotides long. RefSeq names its product death-associated inhibitor of apoptosis 1-like. The record is from RefSeq and is a predicted model, not a curated record. Gene Ontology annotation, cellular component: nucleus; cytoplasm; spindle microtubule. The transcript has 6 exons. Gene Ontology annotation, biological process: regulation of cell cycle. Lineage: Eukaryota; Metazoa; Arthropoda; Arachnida; Araneae; Uloboridae. Bases 191 to 1486 code for a protein of 431 amino acids.
ACAUCAUGAGCUUCCAUGAGAUAUUUAAAUUUUUUGAUUAAACUAAAUGGCGUCUUACUUUCGAAGAAAUUUUAUAAAGCUUGAGAUGUUUUAAAAAGUUUAUGGAUAUGGUAAACUGUUCAACCUAAAUUCAGUUGUCGAUAAUUGCAAUUUCUCUACUUUUAAAAGCUAACGAGUUAGUGCUUUCAAAAUGCUGUCAACUGCACGUUCGGAACCAAGUUUAGGGUUUGCAAAUAAAAAUUUAUAUUCUGACACAUGUAAAGGAUUUAAACAUAGCAUAUCAAUUAAUGGAGAUGCGUUCCUUAGCAAGAAUUUAACCACCUUUUCUGAUGAACCCGAUAACAAUACCAAAUCAUCUGAAAGUACAUCGUCUAGUUUGUGUAAUGGUGAUUUAUUUGAAACAAUGAAAUAUGAAGUGAACAGAUUGCUCUCGUACAAAAAUAAGUGGCCUUGCAAUUUUAUUAAAUCCGAAGAACUCGCUGAAGCUGGAUUUUUUUACCUUCAAGUCGAAGACAAAGUGCAAUGUCCAUUUUGUCAUGUAAUUAUUUAUAGUUGGAAGUAUGGUGACAAACCUCUUAGAGAACACAUGAAAAAGUUUCCAAAGUGUCCGUUCUUAAUGAGUGUAGAGGUUGGAAACAUUCCUAUAACUCGUAACAAUUCUCCUAGCAGGUCAAAACUACCACCGCAGAAUGUUCAUGCUCCUUCAACAUCAUUUCAGUAUACAUCGUACAAGCCAAAACAUCCUAAAAUGGCAGACAUACAAAGACGUCUUCUGUCAUUUAAAGAAUGGCCUCUUGUAACAAUAGAGCCCGAUGAUCUCGCUGAAUGCGGGUUAUAUUAUACAGGAAUCGCUGAUGUAGUUACAUGCUUUUUCUGUGGGGGAUCCUUAGGAAAUUGGGAGGUUGAUGAUGAUCCUUGGGAAGAACAUUCCAAACAUUUUGGACAGUGCUUGUUUUUAUCUUUAGCCAAAAGAGACUUAUCCAAAAAGAAAGGCAGAACUUACAAAGCUGCUCCAAAAGUGUUUGAACCAAAACCCAUAUCAAGCUCACCAAGGGCAUCAUUUGAUUCAAGAUCGUCUAGAAAAGAUUUUAUGUCUGAACUAUAUGAUCAAGCCUGUGAAAUUUUUCCAGAACCUUUAGUGUUGGAAGUUUUAGCCAAAAACAAAACAAGGACUUUCACAUCUCUUUCUGAAAUUUGUGAAGAAAUACUUCAUACCAAAGAACAAAAAGAAAUCAAAUCCAGAUCUUCAGAGCCCUUACCUGUUGCACCUGCAGAAAUUAAUACUGAUGUUGAAGUGUCUACUUCAUCUGCUGGGAAGGGGAAGAACAAUGCAUUUUUGUGCAAGAUUUGCAUGGAUCAUGACAUGGAAGUUGUCUUUCAGCCUUGUGGACAUUUCUUGUCUUGCCAAAAAUGUUCCCAUUUUAUAUUUGAUUGUCCCUUGUGUCGUAAACCUAUUAUUAGUAAAGUAAGAGCUUAUUUAAGUUGAUACAAUUGGUCAAUGUACUUUAGUCUUAAUGUUGUAUUUUAAAAAAUUGUCAAAAAGGUUCAUCUCAUAGUGAUGUUUUAAUAAAAAUGUAUCUAGAAAAUUAGAUAUGAAAUAAUACUUUCAUUGGGAUGAACCCAUUGAAAAUAUUUAGAUGGAAUAAUUACUGUAAAUAGUAUUAAGUCCACACCCCAUUCUUGGCCAAAAGCAGGGUUCGAAAAUAUCAUGGUAUUUUCGAAAGUAUCGAAAAUAUCAGAUAUUUUGAUAUAUAUCCAAUAUUUUCAAUCAGCACAAACUAAAGUCUUCAAAAUAGUAAAUGCAUCCUCAAAUCACUCUUUAUUUUCUUACAUUAUAAUUACAAUAAGUUGACUUAAAUUUCAGGUUUCUUUCAGUACUUAUUUAUAAUAUUUCAUUUUAUGUUUUUAAUCAAUUUUAAUGGAGUUCAUUUAGCAUUAGAGCAUUAGCUGUUUAAUCAUUUUUUUUUCUGUUAACUACUUUUACACAUAUAUAUGAUUCAGAAAUUAAAAAAAAUGCAUUAGUUGGUGCACAGUCAUAAGACAUUUUCUUUUUUUUUUCUGACCAACCUUUAAUAUUUAAUUACGCACUUUUAAUAUAAAUUAAAAUUAUUACAUUGCUAAUAUUUUUAUGAAUAUAAUAUAAAAAGAAGGAAUAUUAUAUUUUAUGUUAAUGAUGUAUUAAUACAUCAUAAAAAAUAUAGUACAUAACUUUUUGAUAAUUUUUAAUAAUAAAUCAACAAUAUUACUAUGGUUAAUAUAUACUUUUUAAAUUUAAAAUAUCGUGGUUGAAAAAACAAAUAUCGACAAUAUCAUGAUAUUUUCAAAAUUAAUUUCGGAUAUAUAUUGGCGAACCCUGGCCAAAAACCAAUAAAAUCUUUUACACAUAUCUCUUAUUUGUACAGUGACUGUGUAACUGAUUAACUGUCUCUAUGUUCAUGAGCUUUCCCUUUCACCUUUAACAUAACAAAAGAGUGAAACUCUAAACACUGUGGCAGGCAUCAUGAAAAUUUAAGUAAUUCGUAAAAGAACAUGCAGUGGCAUGUGCCUUUUAUUCAGCCCCUUUUUAUCAGGUUGGAAACACGAUAAAACAGCUGAAAGGGAGAGGCAUUCAGUUUCUUAUUUUUCAAAUGCAGUGAGCGGAAAAUGUAGGCUUUAAAGCUAAAUAUAGAAAUAAUUUUUCACAUAGUGUGCUUAUUUUUCAUUAUAUUGUGGCAUCUAUUUUGUUAGAUGUAAUAUAUUUUGUUAUUUUCAAA